Pseudogymnoascus destructans is the source of this 2043-nucleotide messenger RNA. RefSeq lists its product as uncharacterized. Lineage: Eukaryota; Fungi; Ascomycota; Leotiomycetes; Thelebolales; Thelebolaceae. Gene Ontology annotation, cellular component: cytosol. Gene Ontology annotation, biological process: tetrahydrofolate interconversion. The record is from RefSeq and is a predicted model, not a curated record. Gene Ontology annotation, molecular function: FAD binding; methylenetetrahydrofolate reductase [NAD(P)H] activity. The transcript is spliced from 2 exons. Bases 1 to 2043 code for a protein of 680 amino acids.
AUGGCAGACUCCCCGACCACGGACAAGAUCACAGACAAAAUCGCCGCACUCCCUCAAGAUGCCUCAUACUUCUCCCUCGAAUUCUUUCCCCCCAAGACGGCGAUGGGGUCGACAAACCUCCGGGCGCGUCUCGACCGCAUGUCCCGCGCGCUGCGACCCCUCUUCGUUACUGUGACGUGGGGGGCUGGGGGUUCUACGGCAUCGAGGUCUAUGGAGCUCGCCGAGCUGUGCCAGCGCGACUUGGGACUCACAACAUGCUUGCACUUGACGUGCACGAAUAUGUCUAAGGCGCUCGUGGAUGACGCGCUGAAAGCGGCCAAGGAAGCAGGCAUUCAGAAUAUUUUGGCCCUGCGAGGAGACGAGCCUAGGGGCGAGUAUAAGGACGCGCUUGAGGAGGGGAAGGAGGGCGAGGAGGAGUUCGUCUGGGCUAUUGAUUUGGUGAAAUAUAUUAGGAAGAAGUAUGGCGACUACUUUUGCGUGGGAGUUGCGGCGUAUCCAGAGGGACAUGCGGAUGGCAGCCACCCUACAGAACAGAGCUUAGAGCACGACUUGCCAUACUUGGUCGAUAAAGUACAAGCAGGCGCAGACUUUAUCAUGACACAGCUAUUUUAUGAUGUUGAUGCGUACGAUAACUUUGAGAAGGUUCUGAGGGGCCACUCAAGUGGUGCCUUCAAGACCAUCCCAAUUAUUCCUGGCUUGAUGCCAAUCCAGAGCUACCAAAUCCUCCGCCGAACAACGAAGCUUAGCAACGCAAAGCUCCCGGAGAGCAUCAUAGAUAGGUUGGAUGCUGUGCGCACCGACGACGAGAUGGUUAAGAAAGUAGGCGUGGAUAUCCUUGCCGAAAUCGUCGAGUCCGUCAAGGCCACCAAACAACGCACGAAAGGUCCAAAGGGCUUUCACUUCUACACUCUGAACCUGGAGAAAGCUGUGGCUUUCAUUCUCGAGCGCGCAAACCUUAUCCCAUCGUUCACGCCUGUCCUCACCUCAGAUGCGUUUGCCGUUGAUGACAUCACCGACACCAUCCCUCUACCGCAAUUAUUGAUUAAUGGAGAGAAGAAGAGCAGGAGACAAUCAAGUGUUGGUUCCGGCCCGCAUAAUUUUGUCAUCAUUGACAGGGAAGAGGCAUCUGGGUUCGAGACUACAGGAGCUGAGGCUGCAGUUCCGAAGAAUGGCGUCAACACACGUGCCAACACCCUCGCAAUUUCAGAAGGCGAAGGUGCGCUUGGUAGAGAAGCAACCUGGGACGACUUCCCCAACGGCCGCUGGGGUGACGCUCGCUCCCCCGCAUACGGUGAAAUCGACGGCUACGGGCCUACCCUUCACACCUCCCCCGCCGAAGCCCUCGCUCUAUGGAACCACCCCACUUCGCGCCCCGACAUAACCUCCAUCUUCGUGCAGUACAUUAACGGAACCCUCUCCGCACUCCCAUGGAGCGACGAACCCAUCACCGCCGAGACCAACCUCAUCAAAGACGAGCUCGUCAAGCUCAACCAGAAGGGCUGGUGGACCAUCGCCUCCCAACCCGCCGUCAACGGCGCGCACAGCCAGGACGAAGUCGUAGGCUGGGGACCUAAGGGUGGCUGGGUAUUCCAGAAGGCGUUUGUGGAGCUGUUCGUGCCGACUCCGGACUGGGCGCGCUUGAAGCCUCUGCUCGAGGGCAACGGGGAAGUCAGCUUCCUCGCACAGAGCGCUUCGGGCGAGUUCCUGAAGUCGAAGUUGGACCUCGGCCCCGGCGAGGAGGGCACUGAAACUAAUGCGGUGACGUGGGGUGUGUUCCCUGGCAAAGAGAUUGUGAGCCCAACUAUUGUGGAGGAGGUUAGCUUCCGCGCGUGGGCUGAGGAGGCGUGGCAGAUGUGGGGCGAGUGGGCUGCGGUGUUUGGGAAUAGUGGGGAGGAGAGCCGGAGGUUUUUGGGUGGGGUGGCUAAGGAUGGGUGGUUGGUUAAUGUUAUUUGGCAUGAUUUCGUGGGGAUGUGUAAAGCUAAAAAAGGGAGAUCUGAGGAGGAGGGGUAUAAGGGGCUUUGGGAUGUGUUAAUUGAAGCAUAA